Molecule: messenger RNA, 1483 nt
Organism: Fusarium graminearum PH-1
Lineage: Eukaryota; Fungi; Ascomycota; Sordariomycetes; Hypocreales; Nectriaceae
Exons: 5
Coding region: 1-1074 (357 amino acids)
Source: RefSeq, a predicted model, not a curated record
AUGGCCGAUUCUUCUCCUGUCGCCAACGGCAACUCUCUUCUUCAGACCACCAAGACCAACGCCGCUGCUGCGUACCAAUCAGUUGCCAACGGCCCCGUUGCUCAAAAUGUCUAUGGCCACACUAAGAAGGCUUCCACAGAGCUCUCCAACCUUGCCGCUUCUCGACGCACUCCUGCGAAUCCCGCUGCUACGGGCCAACCUCUUACUCACUACCACUCAUUCUUUUCUGAGCUCUUGUCAUGGAACAACCCUCGCGCAUCUGCUAUCGCUUACGCCACUAUCGUCUCUGCCAUCUUUGCUGCACGAUACCUAGAUGUCCUCCGAUGGGGUCUGAAGACAUCCUGGAUGGUCCUUGGUGUGACCAUUCUCGCUGAGGUUCUUGGCAAGGUUAUUCUCAACAAUGGUCUGGCUACUCAGGUUCGCCCUCGACGAUACUACACAGUUCCCCGUGAGACUUUGGACGCCGUUAUUGGCGACGUUCAUGAGCUCAUCAACUUUUUCGUCAUUGAGGCUCAGCGAAUUAUCUUUGCCGAGAACGUUGCUGCGUCCGCUGCUGCUUUCGUCGCUGCUUUCAUCUCUUACUACCUUGUAAAGCUCGUUCCCGUCUGGGGUCUUACCCUCAUUGGUACCACUGUUGCCUUUGUUGUGCCUUUGAUCUACACUUCCAACCAGGAGCUCAUCGACGAGCAACUCCACCACGCUUCCGAGCUCAUCAACAACCAGACUGCCCAGAUCCAGAGCGUUGCUUCUAAGCAGAUGGAGCAAGUUUCCAACAUCAGCAAGCAAUACGUUGGCGAUUACAGCGGCAAAGUCCAGGAUCUCCUCCAAGGCAAGACUCCUUCUCGCCAGAAGAUCGACAUGCCUCAGAACUCCAACUCUGCUCUCCCUGCCAAGCAGCCUCAGUUUCCCUCUCCUCCUACUGACGAGCCCAUUGCGUCUGCCAACCCUCCCCAAAUUCCCACUCCCGCCGCUUUGAGAGAGGAGAUUAAUGAGCCCACUGCUAUUGGCACUGCGGCCCCUGAGGUUCCUCUGGAGAAUGUUGUCCCCGCCAAGGAGCCCAUGCUUGCUUCUUAAACGAUGGAAGUAGUGCACUUACCAUAUGAACUUGAGCUGAGAAAGGGCAUAGAUUGCCUGGGCAAUAAAUGUGUUUUACGGCAUUUUGGGGCGCACGUCUUUCCUUAAAUCGGGAGCAAAGGAUUUUCAGAUUGGACCUGGGCGUGAAUCGGUUUUUCUUUGGGAGCAUUGCUCAGCACACAAUACAAACGACUCUAGUUGACGUUGAUGAAGGUGGUUAAAAUAUGGAUGGACCGGACAGAUGCUCGUUUCUUGGAGAGGGUCUCAAGGUAGACCCUUGAUUAAUGCGUCGGCGGAUGGAUUCUAGCAUUUGGUCUGCAGCUUGCUUUUGUGCGUUUGUGUCUCGAUGAUAGGUGUUUAGGAUCAUUACUGUGCAGCUUGCUGAAAGGAGGUGCCACUAGUACUCUGC